GGCGGCGGCGGGCGGGGCGGGCAGCGGGCGCAGCUUUCCGCCCCUCGGUCUCCGGGUAACAGCUGCGGCUCGGCCAGACCCACCUCCGGGGGGCGGGGGGCAGCCGCGCCGCCGCGCGCAGAUCCCGAGCCGGGCGCGGCGGCCGCCUCGGCGCGCUCCUCCCGCGGGGCCGGCCCGGUGCUCCUGCCCAUCAUUAAUAAAAGUGACACUGACUCCUUGUGUGCCCUUUGGAGAAGCAGGUGACUUCCGUGCAAGGCACAGGUCAUGGUGUUGUCUCCUAAUCCAGCCGGCCCUGCCAGGUGACCAUGUCAGCCCUCGGCCCAGCUCUGCUGCAUGCACUCUGGGCCGGGUGGGUGCUCAGCCUGCAGUCCCCACCGCCAGCUGCUUUUACUCCCAAUGGCACGAAUCUGCAGCACCUCACUCGGGACCCUGCCUCCGGCACCCUCUACCUGGGGGCCACCAACUUCCUGUUCCAGCUUAGCCCUGGGCUGCAGCUAGAGGCCACCGUGUCCACUGGGCCUGUCCUUGACAGCAGGGACUGCUUGCCCCCAGUCAUGCCUGAUGAGUGCCCACAGGCCCAGCCUACCAACAAUCUGAACCAGCUGCUCCUGGUGAGCCCGGGGGCCUUGGUGGUGUGCGGGAGCGUGCACCAGGGGGUCUGUGAGCAACGGCAGCUGGGGCAGCUGGGACAAGUGCUGCUGCGGCUGGAGCGCCCGGGGGACACCCAGUAUGUAGCCGCCAAUGACCCUGCCGUCAGCACAGUGGGCCUCGUGGCCCAGGGCCUGUCCGGGGAGCCCCUCCUGUUUGUAGGACGGGGAUAUACCAGCCGGGGCGUGGGGGGCGGCAUCCCGCCCAUCACCACCCGGGCCCUGUGGCCGCUGGACCCCCAAGCUGCCUUCUCCUACGAGGAGACUGCCAAGCUGGCGGUGGGCCGCCUGUCAGAAUACAGCCACCACUUCGUGAGCGCCUUCGCGCGCGGACCCAGCGCCUACUUCCUGUUCCUUCGACGGGACCUGCAGGCACAAUCCCGGGCCUUCCGUGCCUACGUGUCACGCGUGUGCCUGCGGGACCAGCACUACUACUCGUAUGUGGAGCUGCCGCUGGCCUGCCAGGGUGGCUACGGGCUGAUCCAGGCCGCAGCUGUGGCCACGUCUGCCGAGGGUACCCAUGGGGAGGUGCUGUUUGCAGCCUUCUCCUCGGCUGCGCCCCCCACUGUGGGCCGGCCCCCCUCCCCUGUGGCUGGGGCAUCGGAUGCCUCUGCCCUCUGCGCCUUCCCCCUGGAUGAGGUGGACCGCCUUGCCAACCGCACCCGGGAUGCCUGCUACACGCGUGAAGGUCGAGCAGAGGACGGGGCUGAGGUGGCCUACAUUGAGUAUGACGUCAACUCUGACUGCGCGCAGCUGCCUGUGGAUACCCUGGACGCAUAUCCGUGUGGCUCAGACCACACCCCGAGCCCCAUGGCCAGCCGCGUUCCCCUGGAAGCCGUGCCACUUCUGGAGUGGCCAGGGGUCCAGCUGACAGCUGUGGCGAUCACCACGGAGGACGGCCACACCAUUGCUUUCCUGGGUGAUAGCCAAGGGCAGCUGCACAGGGUGUACCUGGGCCCGGGGAGCGAUGGUCGCCCAUACUCCACCCAGAGCAUCCAGCCGGGCUCUGCGGUGAACAGGGACCUCACCUUUGAUGGGACCUUGGAGCACCUCUAUGUCAUGACCCAGAGCACACUUCUCAAAGUUCCCGUGGCCUCCUGUGCCCAGCACCUGGACUGCGCGUCUUGCCUUGCUCACCAGGACCCCUACUGCGGGUGGUGUGUGCUCCUGGGCAGGUGUAGCCGCCGUGCUGAGUGCUCGCGGGGUCAGGGCCCCGAGCUCUGGCUCCCAAGCUUCCAGGCCGACCAGGGCUGUCUGCGCGUGGUGGCCAUGAGUCCUGCCAACAUCAGCCGAGAGGAGAGGCGGGAGGUCUUCCUGUCGGUGCCGGACCUGCCGCCCUUGCAGCCCGGGGAGUCGUAUUCCUGCCACUUUGGGGAACUGCAGAGUGUGGCCGUCCUGACGGGCCCUGGAGUGAUGUGCCCCUCCCCGGAGCCGAGUGACCUCCCAGCGCUGCCCAGAGGAGCCGACCAUGUUGUGGUGAACGUGGAGCUGCGGCUCGGCCCCGUGCUGCUGGCCCAGGCCCCGCUCGCCUUCUACGACUGCGCGGCCAUCACCGAGCUCCACCCCUCAGCACAGUGCCAGGCCUGCGUGAGCAGCCGCUGGGGAUGUAACUGGUGCGUCUGGCAGCACCGGUGCACGCAUAAGGCCUCGUGUGAUGCUGGGCCCAUGGUGGCGAGCCAGCAGAGCCUGCUUCUCUCCCCGACACCUCCUGCCAGGGAGCCUCCCACCCCCUUCCCACCCACGGCCCCGAGGGCCACGGCCACCCCCAACCCCGAGCCCCACCCCGUGGAGCCCGGGGCUCCUGUCACUGCUGCCUCAGAUGUCCCAUCUGGGAUGGGACCUUCCCUGCUCAGCCCCUGGGGACCAGGGGCAGGUCCCGGCCCCCCACCUACUUCAGCCCCCACAGAGUCACCUCUCCAUGAAGAACCACCCCCUCCAAGCACCCCCAGUAGACCUGGAACUGCUGUCCCGGACGCCAUUGACCCUACACCCACGGCCACCCCCGAGGACCUUUCAGGCCCCGACCCUGUGCCCUCUGCUGAGGCAGCACCGCCCCCGGCCCUUGCAGACCUCGGUCCUGAGGUUCUUCCCUCCGCGGUGCCCCUGGAUCCAGCCCCCGACACUGCUCCCACCACCACUUUCCCAGGGGUCAUAGGCUCCCCCAAGCCCGCUCUGGACUGGCUCAUGAGAGAAGGCGGCGAGCUGCCCGAGGCGGACGAGUGGCCGGGGGGUGAUGUGCCCGCCUUCUCCACUUCCACCCUCCUCUCAGGUGAUGGAGACUCGGCCGAGCACGAGGGCCCCCCCGCCCCUCUCAUCCUCCUGUCCAGCCUCGACUACCAGUACGACACCCCCGGGCUCUGGGAGCUGGAGGAGGUGAGCUGGGGCGCCAGCGCCUGCCCGUGCGUGGAGCGUGUCCAGGGCCCCACACUGGUACCCGUCCAUGUGGAGCGGGAGGUGCGGCUGCUGGGCAGGAACCUGCACCUCCUACAGGACAGCCCAGGGGACAGUGAGUGUGUGAUGGAGCUGGAAGACCGCCAGGUGGUGGUGGGUGCCCUGGUCGAGUGUGAGCCGCCUCCAGAUACCUGGUGCCGGGUUACAUGCCAACAGCAUCAGCUCAGCUAUGAGACUGCGCAGCCUGAGCUCCAGGUGGGGAUCUUCCUGCGUUGGGCAGGCCAUUUGCGUGUGGACAGUGCGGAUGGACUGCACGUGGUGCUGUAUGACUGUUCCGUGGGACACGGGGACUGCAGCCGCUGCCAGACUGCCAUGCCCCAGUACGGCUGUGUGUGGUGCAAUGGGCCGCACCCACAGUGUGUGGCUCGGGAGGCCUGUGGCGAGGCUGAGUCUGUGGUCACCCAGUGCCCUGCGCCUCUUAUCCACAUGGUGGAGCCGCUGACUGGGCCUGUGGACGGAGGAACCCGGGUCACCAUCAGGGGUUCCAAUCUGGGCCAACAUGUGCACGACGUGCAGGACACGGUCAGGGUGGCCGGAGUGCCCUGUGCUGUCAGUGCCCAGGAGUACGAGGUGUCCAGCAGCCUUGUGUGCAUCACGGAGGCCAGCGUUGAGGAGGUGGCAGGCACUGUGACAGUGGAGGUGCCAGGAAGAGGACGUGGCGUCUCAGAGCACAGCUUUGCCUACCAGGACCCUAAGGUGCAGUCCAUCUUCCCAGCCCGAGGCCCCAGAGCGGGAGGCACCCGCAUCACUCUGCAUGGCUCCAAGCUUCUGACAGGGCGGCCCGAGGACAUCCGAGUGGUCGUCGGAGACCAGCCUUGUCACCUGCUGCCCGAGCAGCAGGCCGAGCAGCUGCGCUGUGAGACCAGCCCACACCCCGUGCCCACCACCUUCCCCGUGUCUGUGUGGUUUGGGGCUGCUGUGCGGAGGCUGCAACACAGCCAGUUCGAGUACACGUCCGACCCCAACGUUACCUCUGCUGGGCCUACCAAGAGCUUCCUCAGUGGAGGACGUGAGAUGUGGGUCCGUGGCCAGAAUCUGGAUGUGGUACAGACACCGAGAAUGAUGGUGACUGUGGUCCCAAGAGCUCCGUGGCCCGGCCAGGGGCUUGGGCGGAGGCGCCGUGUGAUCCCUGAGACUGCCUGCCCCGCGGGAGCUCCCUGUGGCCUUCAGCACUUUGAGGGGCCCUGCCGUGUGGACUCCCCCCAGCUGAUCACCUGCCGAACGCCUGCCCUCCCGAGCCUGCCCGAGGAGCCCGGAGUCCGCGUGGAGUUUAUCCUAGACAAUCUGGUCUUUGACUUUGCGACAUUGAACCCCACACCCUUCUCCUAUGAGGCAGACCCCACUCUGCAGCCCCUCAACCCCGAGGACCCCACGGUGCCAUUCCGGCACAAGCCCGGGAGUGUGCUCUCUGUAGAGGGGGAGAAUCUGGACCUUGCUAUGUCCAAGGAAGAGGUGGUGGCCAUGAUCGGGGCUGGGCCCUGUGUGGUGAAGACGCUGACCCGGCAUCACCUGUACUGUGAGCCCCCCGUGGAGCAGCCCUUGCCCCGGCACCACGCCCUCCGGGAGGCCCCUGACACUUUACCUGAGUUCACGGUACAGAUGGGGAACCUGCACUUCUCCCUGGGCCAGGUGCAGUAUGACGGUGAGAGCCCUUUGGCUUUUCCCAUGGCCGCCCAGGUGGGCUUGGGAGUGGGCACUUCUCUCCUGGCUCUGGCUGUCAUCGUCAUUGUCCUCAUGUACAGGAGGAAGAGCAAGCAGGCUCUGCGAGAUUAUAAGAAGGUCCAGAUCCAGCUGGAGAAUCUGGAGAGUAGUGUGCGUGACCGCUGCAAGAAGGAGUUCACAGACCUUAUGACUGAGAUGACUGAUCUCACCAGUGACCUUCUGGGCAGCGGCAUCCCCUUCCUUGACUACAAGGUGUAUGCUGAGAGGGUCUUCUUCCCUGGGCACCAGGAGUCGCCUUUGCACCGCGACUUAGGUGUCCCUGAGAGCAGGCGACCCACUGUGGAACAGGGGCUGGGACAGCUCUCCAACCUGCUCAACAGCAAGCUCUUCCUCACCAAGUUCAUCCACACCCUGGAGAGUCAGCGCACCUUCUCAGCUCGUGACCGGGCCUACGUGGCAUCUCUGCUUACGGUGGCACUGCAUGGGAAGCUUGAGUAUUUCACCGACAUCCUCCGUACCCUGCUCAGUGACCUAGUGGCCCAGUAUGUGGCCAAGAACCCCAAACUGAUGCUGCGCAGGACAGAGACUGUGGUGGAGAAGCUGCUCACCAACUGGAUGUCCAUCUGUCUCUACACCUUUGUCAGGGACUCAGUAGGGGAACCUCUGUACAUGCUCUUUCGAGGAAUUAAGCAUCAAGUGGACAAGGGGCCUGUGGACAGUGUGACAGGCAAGGCCAAGUACACUCUGAAUGACAACCGUCUGCUCAGGGAGGAUGUGGAGUACCGUCCCCUGACCCUGAAUGCACUCUCUGCUGUGGGACCUGGGGCAGGAGAGGCCCAGGGUGUCCCUGUGAAGGUCCUAGACUGUGACACCAUCUCCCAAGCCAAGGAGAAGAUGCUGGACCAGCUGUAUAAAGGAGUACCCCUUGCACAGCGGCCAGACCCCCGCACCCUGGACGUUGAGUGGCGCUCUGGGGUGGCCGGGCAUCUCAUUCUUUCCGAUGAGGAUGUGACCUCUGAGGUCCAGGGUCUCUGGAGGCGUCUGAAUACUCUGCAGCAUUACAAGGUUCCGGAUGGAGCAACAGUGGCCCUCGUCCCCUGCCUCACCAAGCACGCUCUCCGGGAAAACCAGGACUAUGUCCCUGGAGAGAGGACCCCAAUGUUGGAGGACGUGGAUGAGGGGGGCAUCCGGCCUUGGCACCUGGUGAAGCCAAGUGAGGAGCCGGAGCCCCCGCGGCCUCGGAGGGGCAGCCUGCGUGGCGGGGAGCGGGAGCGCGCCAAGGCCAUUCCCGAGAUCUACCUGACUCGCUUGCUGUCCAUGAAGGGCACGCUGCAGAAGUUUGUGGACGACCUGUUCCAGGUGAUUCUCAGCACCAGCCGCCCCGUGCCUCUCGCUGUGAAGUACUUCUUCGACCUGCUGGAUGAGCAGGCCCAGCAGCACGGCAUCUCAGACCAGGACACGGUCCACAUCUGGAAGACCAACAGCCUGCCACUGAGGUUCUGGAUCAACAUCAUCAAAAACCCACAGUUUGUGUUCGACGUGCAGACGUCUGACAACAUGGACGCAGUGCUGCUGGUCAUUGCACAGACCUUCAUGGAUGCCUGCACCCUGGCUGACCACAAGCUGGGCCGGGACUCCCCCAUCAACAAGCUCCUGUACGCCCGGGACAUUCCCCGCUACAAGCAGAUGGUGGAAAGGUACUACGCGGACAUCAGACAGACCAUUCCUGCCAGUGAUCAGGAGAUGAACUCCAUCCUGGCCGAGCUGUCUCGGAACUACUCUGGAGACCUCGGGGCGCGAGUGGCCCUCCAUGAGCUCUACAAGUAUAUCAACAAGUACUAUGACCAGAUCAUCACUGCCCUGGAGGAGGACGGCACCGCCCAGAAGAUGCAGCUGGGCUAUCGGCUCCAGCAGAUAGCGGCUGCUGUGGAGAACAAAGUCACAGAUCUGUAGCGACCCAGAGCCACCUGCUGUUGCCUCAGCCCCACAGCAGCCCUGGCAGCGCCUGGAGAGAUGCCUCCGUAGAUGCUGUAGUGCCUGACGAGCAGAGUUAGUGGAGGUGCCCCAGGCUCUGCGUGCCUCUGGCCCGGCCCGAUGGAUGUGCCUGCGGGUGCAGGGCCUGGAGGCCAGUGGGUGGGCGGGGGGUGGCCCUGCCUGCUCCCCUAACCCAGGGACCCCGGGGGACUGUUUUCUGGGUGACGUCAGUCUGUGGGGAGACAGAGACUAUGGGCUCCCAGGAGUGGAUGUCAGGGCCUCCAGACCCUGGGGAGUCGGUACGGUUCCUGCACACUGGCCCUGGCCCCUGGGACCCAGCCAGGAGGAGAAGGAGGAGGAGGAGGAGGAGGAGGAGGAGGAGCAGCGCCCCUCCAGGCUGCCUCUUAACUCUGACCUCAGUCUAGCUGCCUCUUGCCUUGCUGCUGCCACGCUCCUGGGUCCGAGAGAUGGAUGCAUUUUCUUGACUCCCGUGGACAGACCCCUCAGCAGGUGGCCGUCCCCAGGGCGGUCACCCUGCCUCCCAGAGUGGCGAGGGGCAUCUGCUGUGGGGAGCUCAGGGCUCAGGGUGGCCCCACUGACCCAGCUCUUCAUUAAAGAAUGACACACUG
This is a messenger RNA of Sorex araneus (European shrew), 7363 nucleotides long. RefSeq names its product plexin B1 (gene PLXNB1). Gene Ontology annotation, biological process: semaphorin-plexin signaling pathway involved in axon guidance; positive regulation of axonogenesis; negative regulation of cell adhesion. Gene Ontology annotation, molecular function: protein binding; semaphorin receptor activity. The transcript is spliced from 39 exons. Bases 306 to 6713 code for a protein of 2135 amino acids. The record is from RefSeq and is a predicted model, not a curated record. Lineage: Eukaryota; Metazoa; Chordata; Mammalia; Eulipotyphla; Soricidae. Gene Ontology annotation, cellular component: semaphorin receptor complex.